CGCCCAAAAAUUAACCAGCGCUGCUCCGUCGUUGUCGCCCUCAACUCAACGAAGAGCCGAUCCCAAUUCUCUCUAAAAUUCUCUCUCUAGAAUUUCUCCUUCUCUCUCUCUAAAAUUUCGUGGCGCCUAUAUCGGACUCUCCGCCACGUGGCACUCUCGCCGGGUUUGGACUCUUCGGCAGCAACGAUGAAACCUGGCAGCCCAUUGAUUUCUGUUCACCCUGAAGAGCUCAAUUUUGAAUUUGAGCUGGACAAGCCUUCUUAUUGUAACCUCAAGGUUGUUAAUAACACCGAGCACCAUGUUGCCUUCAAGGUCAAAACAACUUCACCAAGGAAGUAUUUUGUACGACCAAACACAAGUGUAGUACAACCAUGGGACUCAUGCACCAUAACAGUUACUCUGCAAGCACAAAAGGAGUAUCCUUCUGAUAUGCAGUGCAAGGAUAAGUUCCUUCUUCAAAGCACAAAAGUUCCUCCGAGCACUGACAUUGAUGAGAUCCCUCAGGAUACAUUUAAUAAAGAUGGGAAUAAAGUUAUUGAGGAAUGCAAGCUUAGGGUUAUUUACACGAUUCCAUCACAGUCUGGUGCUGAUGGGGAUUCAGGACUGAGCAGGAGACUCAGUGCAGAAGAGAUGCAAACUGUACAACGGCUGAAAGAGGAGAGGGAUUCUACCCUACAACAGAAUAAAGUACUACUGCGAGAACUUGAAAUGUUGAAGAGACGCAGAAACCGAAAGGGCGAUGCAGGCUUUUCAUUGACCUUUGCUGCUUUUGUUGGACUAAUCGGUUUGCUGGUUGGCUUCAUUCUAAAUCUCGCCUUGGCUUCACCGCCACCACCACUACCAGUACUGGCACCAGAACCACCAAUGCCACUGACGCUAGAAACAGUAGCAACAUCAGCAACACCGGCAGUAAUAGGAACUCCAGCAGUGCCAGAAAUUAUAGAAACACCAGCAAUACCGACUGAAUAAGUUCAUCUCAUGCAAGUUGGGAGUUCUUUCUUCGUCCCUAAUGCUUGAUGUUGGAUUUUGCAACCUUCAGUCUUGAUGCUUCUGUUGGUGUAACCGGCUGAUGAUGAAGAUAAUAGCUCCGUUGUUGUGUCACUUCAUUUAUUUUUUUGUUCUUUUGUUUCUUUUAUUAUGAAUUUGGUUGACGGAUGUUGGGUAGUUUUUGUGUUUGUUAUGUGCAUUGUAAUUAAUUAAUUGUUCUGAAGUGGAGGAAUUUUUUUUUUUUUCUGAAUCUGAUUCUAUAUCUUUUCUCUAGUUUGUUGUGUAAAAUACCCAAGUUAUUUGCAAGCGUUUUGCUCUGA
This is a messenger RNA of Asparagus officinalis (garden asparagus), 1307 nucleotides long. RefSeq names its product vesicle-associated protein 2-1. The record is from RefSeq and is a predicted model, not a curated record. Gene Ontology annotation, cellular component: endoplasmic reticulum membrane; plasma membrane. The transcript has 8 exons. NCBI's taxonomy places the organism in Eukaryota, Viridiplantae, Streptophyta, Magnoliopsida, Asparagales, Asparagaceae. The coding region runs from base 187 to 969 and encodes 260 amino acids. Gene Ontology annotation, biological process: endoplasmic reticulum membrane organization.